Messenger RNA from Lathyrus oleraceus (garden pea), 3366 nucleotides. RefSeq names its product ubiquitin carboxyl-terminal hydrolase 8. NCBI's taxonomy places the organism in Eukaryota, Viridiplantae, Streptophyta, Magnoliopsida, Fabales, Fabaceae. The coding region runs from base 211 to 2832 and encodes 873 amino acids. The record is from RefSeq and is a predicted model, not a curated record. The transcript has 13 exons. Gene Ontology annotation, molecular function: cysteine-type deubiquitinase activity. Gene Ontology annotation, biological process: protein deubiquitination.
AUUAAAUCCUCGAAAACGCAUGAUAGUAUAGUAUAGUAUAUUCUUCUUCCUUCCAUUGCAUUGCAUUCUUCUUUCACAGAAAAAAUCUCCACUUGUGGUCUUGUUUCUUUCUUUUCUCUGCAAAUCCUUCGUUCUCUUCUCUCUCUUGAAUGUUGAAAUAACACUCUGCAUUUUCUCCAAACCAAUUCGAAAUCUCUUUCUCUCUCUACAAUGGAGUGUGGUUCCGAAGAUUUUUCAGAUAACACUCAAGGACCAGACUCUAACAAGGACCAACGAGUCUAUUUCGUUCCUCAAAGGUGGUGGAAGGAUUCUCAAGAUGCAAUGCCCGUGGAUUUGGAUAAGAAGAAGGGAAUUGUGUAUGCAUCUUCGCCUGGUUCAUCCUAUGGUCCAAUGAAGAUCAUCAAUAACAUCUUCAACUCAGAUCUUGUGUUUAAUCUUCAGAGGGAGGAAGAAUCGCGGCACAUUCUGGAGAAUGGUGAAGUGGGUGUAUCUGGGCGGGAUUUUGCUUUGGUAUCCGGGGAUAUGUGGUUGCAGGCACUCAAGUGGCACAGCGACUCAAAAAAUGCAAUGAAAGAUGAGAAGGGCUUUUCAGCAACCGACAAUGAUAUUGGGGAUGUAUAUCCGUUACAACUCAGGCUUUCUGUUCAGAGGGAAACAAAUUCCUUUGAAGUAAGAAUAAGCAAAAAGGACAAUACAGUUGAGCUUUAUAAAAGAGCCUGCAAAAUGUUCAGUGUGGAUUCAGAGAUGUUACGCAUUUGGGACUUUUCUGGUCAAAUAACCUUGCUUUUUAAUGAUGACGAAAAUCAUGUGCUCACGGACAGUCGAAGGCAGUCAGAUCAGGAGACUCUUUUAGAGUUGCAAGUUUACGGGUUGUCAGACUCAAUGAGAUGUAGGGAAGGAAAAAAAGAUGAGAUGGCAAAUUUUUCUGGCAGUGCUUCGAUGAAGAUGAAUGGUACUGCUGACAGUUUAAAUUCUGAUUGUAUGCGUGUGGGUUCUUUGACCUUCUCUCUAGGACCUGGUGAAGCGGGUUCCUUGGGAUUAACUGGAUUACAGAACCUGGGAAAUACUUGCUUCAUGAACAGUUCCCUUCAGUGCUUAGCACAUACACCAAAGCUUGUUGACUAUUUUCUGGAAGAUUAUGGUAGAGAAAUCAAUCCUGAUAACCCAUUGGGCAUGAAUGGUGAGAUAGCGUCGGCAUUUGGAGAUUUACUUAGGAAGUUAUGGGCUCCUGGUGCAAGUCCUGUGGCACCAAGGAUUUUCAAAUCAAAACUUGCUAGAUUUGCACCUCAGUUUAGUGGGUUUAAUCAGCAUGAUUCGCAAGAGCUUCUUGCUUUUUUAUUGGACGGACUUCAUGAAGAUUUGAAUCGUGUUAAAUGUAAGCCUUAUGUUGAAGCCAAGGAUGGAGAUGGUCGACCAGAUGAAGAAGUGGCUGAUGAAUAUUGGCAUUAUCAUCUGGCUCGCAAUGAUUCAGUCAUUGUUGACGUGUGCCAAGGCCAAUAUAAAUCAACAUUAGUUUGUCCUGUUUGUAGGAAGGUCUCUGUGACAUUUGAUCCAUUCAUGUACUUGUCAUUACCUCUACCUUCAGCAACAAUGCGGACAAUGACUUUAACUGUUGUUAGUAACAUUGGUGAUGGAAUGCCUCAAUUAUCAUCAUAUACAAUUUCCGUUCCAAAACAUGGAAAGUUUGAAGAUCUUACACGCGCUCUUAGCAUCGCAUGCUCUUUGGGGCCUGAUGAGACCUUCUUAGUAGCUGAGGUAUACAACAAUUGUAUCAUACGCUUCCUUGAGGAUCCAGCUGAUUCAUUAUCAUUGAUCAGAGAUGCUGACAAACUAGUUGCUUACCGGUUUCCGAAAGAUAAUGGGAAGGCCCCUCUGGUCGUCUUUAUUAAUCAGCGGAUGGAGGAGCAAUACAUCUACGGGAAAUCGGCUCCAAAUUGGAAGGCAUUUGGAAUUCCUGUUGUGGCUAGUCUUUGCAAUGUUGUAAAUGGAUCUGAUCUCUGCAAUUUGUAUCUGAAGUGGUUCCAUCCAUUACAAGAUUCAAUUGAAGGGACCUUAGAAAAUUGUGCUGUGUCUGAGAGAACUGAAGUUGUAGAAGUGGAAGGGGUUACAGAUCCUUGUUCAGAUCCAAAUGUAAAUGGGUUAGAUACACCUUCAGAUAUAGAAAUGGAGUUUUACCUAACAGAUGAUAAGGGGACUGUUAAGAAUUCCAAAAUAUUAAUGAACGAACCAUUUACAGUAAAUGGAGAGUUAAACCUGCUGCACGUGCUUGUAUGUUGGUCAGAAAAACAGACUAAAAAAUAUGACACACAGCUUUGUAGUUCGUUGCCCGAGGUUUGCAAGUCUGGCUUUUUUGCAAAGAGACCUCAAGAACCAGUUUCUCUGUAUAAGUGUCUUGAAGCAUUCUUACAAGAAGAACCUCUUGGCCCAGAAGACAUGUGGUAUUGUCCUGGCUGUAAAGAUCAUCGUCAGGCCAGUAAGAAGUUAGAUCUUUGGAGACUUCCUGAAAUUUUGGUCAUUCAUCUCAAGAGGUUUCAAUAUAGCCGAUUCAUGAAAAACAAGCUGGAGACAUUUGUUGACUUCCCUGUGGAUCACCUUGAUCUGUCAGCUUAUAUUACUCAUGGAAACCAGAAGUCUUAUCAUUACACACUUUAUGCUGUCAGUAAUCAUUUUGGAAGCAUGGGGGGUGGCCAUUAUACCGCAUUUGUACAUCAUGGUGGUGAUCAAUGGUAUGACUUUGAUGAUAGCCGUGUUUAUCCCAUCAGCAAGGAGAAGAUAAAGUCUUCCGCUGCCUAUGUUCUUUUCUACAGAAGAGUUUUUGAAGUUUUAACAUAAUGGGAGAGUAGCAUAUAGUUCGAACAGCCAAUUGAAGCUAGAUACCAUUUAUUAACAUUAUUGCCAUCAUAGUCUUACAAGUGUACAGAGGGUGAACCCUGGUGCAAAGAUAAGAUUCCUUCCCUGUGACCUGGUCGUCAGAGGAUCUAGUUACAGAAAUAGUUUGUGCUCAUGCAGUUAAGGUCAUGUACAUCCAACCGUCUUCAAACCCUACAAUGGUGAGUGCAUGGUGUACCGGACUGCCCCUUUUUUGAGUCUUCUCACAAGUAUACUUGACAAGGUAGCAUUCUUUUGUCAUUUACUCUUAAAGUUUAGAACAGUUGGAGUUUCGCCAGGGAAAUGGUAACUUUAAAACUUAGGAGUUAGGACAGUAUACUAAGGAAGACUAACAUAGUAAAAACUGAGGUGACAGACAACACCUGUUGUGUCAAAGCAUUUUGUUUACAAAUGUUCAUGUAAAGAGAAUUUCUAUUUUUGAAGAGUUGGACCUAAUCCUGUCCAUUUAUUUUCUUCAAUUAUAUUUUUUUGUCCUCA